This is a messenger RNA of Effrenium voratum, 1488 nucleotides long. Lineage: Eukaryota; Dinophyceae; Suessiales; Symbiodiniaceae. The record is from the annotation of a GenBank genome assembly.
AUGUCGGGUGCAGUUUGGUCCUGGAGCACUGGCCAUUUCCGGCCCUACGAUGCAGAAGUGAGCCGCCUGAUUGAGGAGGGCUUUUGCAAGAACCAGCAAGAAGUCCGCAUCCGGUUGUGGACGGGCACCGGACACGAAAGCUACCGCAUCAACUUCCACAAGAUGCGCCAGGAGAGCCUCCGUGACGGUCACAAGUGGCGGCCUGUGCAGCGCACUCAGGUGCAGCCGUCCUUGGUGACCCAGGAGCCCGUCACAGCGCGAGAUGCCGGACUUGAGGUGGAGUUCAGGGGCAAGGUGCGAAGCUUCCACCUGACCUGCAGAGUGGCAGCGGAGAGCAUCAUCCGCAGCAGGACUGUCGGACUGCUGGCGGUGAGAGCAAGGCUCGGGCCCUUCAUCUACUUUGCGGGGAGUCCGGAGGACUGUGAGGGCAAGGCCAACGGCGUGAGGUCCGGGAAGGACGGCGCGGUGCUCCAGGCCACCGUGGACCUGGGCCACGCCCUGGUGGUCGGCCAGCGCCCCAGCGCCAGCGCGGCAGCCUUCCUGGGCAUCAGCGACUGGGCCGAGCUGGACAAGGUCAAGCUGAUGAAGGCUGGAUGCCAGAGUGUCUACGGCAAAGCUCCGCUUGUGACGCGGGAUGAGUGGGCUGUGCCCUCCAACUCACAGAUCACGAAUCUCACCUUGAAGGGCUACAAGCAGCAGGGCCAGCAACUGCCUUUCUGGCAAUGGCCAGAAUGGGUGCACAUGCUGGCAGACACCGUGCAGGUGGACCACCUGGCCAUUGACCGGCUGUCCGACUUGGCCCGCCAAAUUGGCGGACCCCCCUGCCCGGACUGUCCGGACUAUGGUGUGCGGGUCAAUUCAGCAGGGCGGCCGAUCCACCGGGACGGCAAGUUCAUGUCCUACGCGGAGGCGCGCAAGCGCGGCUGGGGUGGGCCGACGAACCGGUGGAGCCAGCAAGAAGAUAUGUCGUCCGACUCACGCACGAAGGAACGCAUGGAACGAACAUCAGAAGGCAAUGGGCGGGCAAGGUUACUCACAGGCACACAUCAGGGCGGCUUACCAGCCUUCGCCCAGAGCAAGCAGUUCCCACAGCAGCAGACGCAUGGAACGAACAUCAGAAGGCAAUGGGCGGGCAAGGUUACUCACAGGCACACAUCAGGGCGGCUUACCAGCCUUCGCCCAGAGCAAGCAGUUCCCACAGCAGCAGCGGUUUGCGAGCCAGGAACGCAUGGAACGAACAUCAGAAGGCAAUGGGCGGGCAAGGUUACUCACAGGCACACAUCAGGGCGGCUUACCAGCCUUCGCCCAGAGCAAGCAGUUCCCACAGCAGCAGCGGUUUGCGAGCCAGGAACGCAUGGAACGAACACCAGAAGGCAAUGGGCGGGCAAGGCUACUCACAGGCACACAUCAGGGCGGCUUACCAGCCUUUAUCGCUUCCUGGCGGGCAUGGCCUUGGCAUGUCUGCUGGAAGCAGCAGUGGUGGCUUGA